GUCAUAUCUAGUGGACCAACACGACACCGGAAGCUGUUUCACCAACACGGAUACUGACUCAUUCAACCACCUCUUUAGCCUGGUAGCCAACAUACAACCGUAAACAUUAAAGCGCUUUAGACCAUUUUUUGUGUAAAUUGAUCUCGGUGUUUUUAACACAAUACUCUUUACGUAUCUACUAUUUAACUUAAAGUAAUUUGCUUGUUAAAUGUACAAAUGUGUUGAUUAUACUGAGUCUAGCACUAAGCUUAUCGUUAAUGCUAGCUAGCCCGACCAUGAACUCACUGAACGACUACCCUCCUGUUAAAGAAGAGGAGGUCUGCUGGACGGAGAAAGAAACUCUGGGGCUGAACAUUGUCCUGAAAGAAGGGAAGGGGGAUAUUAUAGUGAAAGAAGAGAAAGAGCAUUUUAGAGUGAAAGAGGAAGAGGAGGCUGUAACAUUGAACAAAGAAGAGGAUGAUAUUUUGGGAGAUGAAGGAAAGGAAGAGGAGACUGAAGAUCUGAUUAACACCAGAGAGAGACCAGACUCUCACUCUGACAGCGGAAAGAGUCCUUCAGGGGAACCAGACCCAGAGACGCCCAAACCAGCGAGACAACACCACUGCUCCCAAUGUGAAAAGAUAUUUUCCCUAUCAUGGGCCCUAAAAAGGCAUGAGAGGAUACACACAGGAGAAAGGCCUUUCCAAUGUUCCCAGUGUGGAAAGAGUUUUACCUGUUUAGGGAAUCUAAAUCGGCAUGAGAAGAUACACUCAGGAGAAAAGCCUUUCCAAUGUUCCCAGUGUGGAAAGAGUUUCGCCUGGUUAAGGAGCCUGAAGAAGCAUGAGAAGAUACACGCAGGGGAAAAGCCUUUCCAAUACCAAGGGACCAGCCAACCUUUUGAUACAGGAUGCAGUGGAGAGAGACCAGACUCUCACUCUGACAGCAGGAAGAGUCCUUCAGGGGAACCAGACCCAGUGACACCCAAACCAGCGAGACCACACCACUGCUCCUACUGUGGAAAAGUUUUACCCGAUUACUACACCUGA
This is a messenger RNA of Oncorhynchus tshawytscha (Chinook salmon), 1025 nucleotides long. RefSeq names its product zinc finger protein 132-like. The record is from RefSeq and is a predicted model, not a curated record. Lineage: Eukaryota; Metazoa; Chordata; Actinopteri; Salmoniformes; Salmonidae. Gene Ontology annotation, cellular component: nucleus. The transcript has 3 exons. Bases 258 to 1025 code for a protein of 255 amino acids.